This is a messenger RNA of Telopea speciosissima, 1363 nucleotides long. Its product is annotated as GDT1-like protein 4. Gene Ontology annotation, biological process: Golgi calcium ion transport; calcium ion transmembrane transport; Golgi calcium ion homeostasis. The transcript has 13 exons. Gene Ontology annotation, molecular function: calcium ion transmembrane transporter activity; manganese ion transmembrane transporter activity. The coding region runs from base 321 to 1016 and encodes 231 amino acids. NCBI's taxonomy places the organism in Eukaryota, Viridiplantae, Streptophyta, Magnoliopsida, Proteales, Proteaceae. The record is from RefSeq and is a predicted model, not a curated record. Gene Ontology annotation, cellular component: Golgi apparatus.
UCUUUUCGCUUACCAGAAGGAAACCACACGAGGGAAUGUGAACAGAUUCCGAGUUCCACUGUCUCCACCAAAAAACCUGCGAAUCAUUAUCUAUUUGCAAGUUCUUUGGUGGGUGGUCUCUGUUUUUACCAGAUUUUGAUAAUCCGGCCGAGUCUAAGGUUGACUCACCGAUUACGGAAUCCGAACCUUCAGACAAAUCUUUCUCUGUCGCUCCCUCAUCGUCUUCCUCCUCCAUCUAACCCAGAUUCUAGAUUUCCUGUCCAUAAAUCUAGGGCUUCUAUUUACACUUUCUAUCUUGUUCUCUCUGCAAGUGAGCAACCAUGAGUUUCUCAGUUGUGCAGGGUCUCUCUAAGUCUCUGGCUAUGACUGUGCUUUCUGAGAUCGGAGACAAGACCUUUUUUGCUGCUGCGAUCUUGGCUAUGCGCCACCCAAGAAGGCUUGUACUAUCAGGGUGCCUUGGAGCUUUGAUUGUGAUGACAAUUUUUUCUGCAGUUGUUGGCUGGGCUGCCCCAAAUUUGAUUUCUCGCAAAUGGACUCAUCACAUAACAACCUUGUUGUUUAUUGGAUUUGGGCUUUGGUCUUUAUGGGAAGGAUUCACUGAAGAAGGGGAGUCUGAAGAAUUGUCUGAAGUUGAAGCAAAAUUGGAUGCUGAUUGGAAGGCAAAUUCCGGAAAAGCAAAAGCUGGUCCCAAGGAGGAGGAUGAGAACUUGAAAAAGCAGAGGAGGCCAUUUCUUGCACAAUUCUUCUCGCCAAUCUUUCUAAAGGCAUUUUCCAUUACUUUCUUUGGAGAAUGGGGUGACAAGAGCCAGCUAGCUACAAUUGGUUUGGCCGCAGAUGAAAACCCAUUAGGCGUUGUCCUUGGUGGUAUCAUUGGACAAGCCUUGUGUACUACAGCAGCUGUUCUUGGGGGAAAAAGCUUGGCAUCUUCAAUAUCCGAGAAAAUGGUUGCUCUCUCAGGUGGAGUUCUUUUCCUUGUCUUUGGUAUCCAGUCCUUUCUAUCAACUGCUGAGUUAUGAUGUUUGGAGUCUUGAUAACUGUGAAUAGUCAAGUUGGGAGCAUUGCUGUACGAAAAAGAAUGGAGAAACUCUUGAAACUUUCACGUAUUCCUCUGGUUGCACAACGUAGUCAUUAAAAAGAAUUAACCUAUCAAAGGCACAAAUAUUAGAGAGCAAUAAUAUUUUUAUGGGUUUAAGGGUCUUCAAUGGUGUGGGAACUGUUAUGGUGAGGAAAGAUGAAUUAUUGUUUUUCAUUGUUCUCUUCUUGCUUCUCACUUCUCUGCAAUUUUUCCAAACUCAAGUGAGCAUUGUGGAGGCAUUUUUAUUGACCUAAAAACACCUAUCUGCAAAAAAAUUCAUUCUGAUGC